This is a messenger RNA of Malassezia pachydermatis, 1335 nucleotides long. Its product is annotated as nedd8 activating enzyme. The transcript is spliced from 4 exons. Gene Ontology annotation, biological process: protein neddylation. The record is from RefSeq and is a predicted model, not a curated record. Lineage: Eukaryota; Fungi; Basidiomycota; Malasseziomycetes; Malasseziales; Malasseziaceae. Gene Ontology annotation, molecular function: NEDD8 activating enzyme activity. Gene Ontology annotation, cellular component: cytoplasm; nucleus. Bases 1 to 1335 code for a protein of 444 amino acids.
AUGUCGAUCGAGUUGGACGCUGCCGCCGCGGUGGCUCCGCCCGAGGGUCCCCCGUAUGCGACAGACAUCGGAGGGAGUGCCCCAGCAAUGAAUGCGAUUCUGCGUCAUCCCUAUGCGCAUGGCGAUAUGGCGCCACACGACCCUGCGACAUCACAGGCCUUUUUGCAGAACGAAUGCCGCGUAUUGAUUGUAGGCGCAGGUGGCCUUGGCUGUGAAAUCCUUGUGAAUAUGGCGCUCAUGGGGUUCCGUGACUUGCAUAUCAUCGAUAUGGAUACGAUCGACGUGUCGAAUCUCAACCGCCAAUUCCUGUUCCGCGAGAAAGAUAUUGGGCAGCCUAAAGCCACAACUGCCGCAUCGUUUGUUAUGCAACGUGCCGCCGGCGUCAAGAUCACGCCGCAUGUCUGUCGUAUUCAAGCGAAAGAGCUGGAUUUCUACAAACAAUUCCACAUGAUUCUCUGUGGCUUGGAUUCCGUCGAAGCACGCCGUUGGAUGAAUGCGACAUUGGUCCAUAUGGUAGAUGAGGCGGAUCCACGCUCGCUCAUCCCCCUCAUUGAUGGCGGUACUGAAGGUCUGCGUGGCCAGGCCCGCGUGAUCUUGCCGACCAUCACCAGCUGCUACGAAUGCAGCUUGGAUAUGCUGCCGAAAAGGCAAACGUACCCGAUAUGCACGAUUGCCAACACGCCACGUCUGCCAGAGCACUGUAUUGAGUGGGCUAGCAUCCUUGAAUGGCCUCGUACGAGGCCAGGCGAGAAAUUAGACAAGGACGAUCCACAGCACAUUCAGUGGGUCAUGGAGCAUGCGAUCGAGCGGGCAAAGCAGCACGGCAUCACAGGGAUUACGUGGUCUCUCACGCAGGGUGUUGUCAAAAAUAUCAUUCCAGCAAUAGCAAGUACAAAUGCCAUCAUCGCAGCGGCAUGCACCCAGGAAGCCUUCAAAAUCGCUACGUCGACGGCGCCGUACCUGAACAACUACAUGAUGUACGCGGGCAACGACGGCAUGUAUACAUAUACCUUUGAGUACGCCAAACGCGUAGAUUGCCCCGUGUGUGGCGGAGAAUCACGUACCAUCACGCUGGCGUCCACGGAUACACUGGCACACUUGGUGGAUCUCUUGCGUGACUUGCCAGAUAUCCAAUGCAAACGGCCUACCAUCUCGAGCGAGAAGGGGCCUCUGUACUAUGCCGCCCCGCCCGCGCUGGAGGAAGCCACACGCCCCAACCUGGACAAGACCUUGGCCGAGUUGCACUUGCGAGCCGACGACGUAGUGUCCGUGGCGGACCCGGCGUGGCCCUUUGUCCUUUCCGUGGUGUUGGACCUGCUAACACCUCCACAUUGA